CGCAGUUAAGUCUCGCCUAGACACCCAAAUAUAUCGCGCAUCACCACAAAAUUACUAAUUCAAAUCUUGACCGGUCCCAACACUAAACAUCUCUUGCAAAGAGACAACCUCGCGAUCUUAUCGAGAUUAUCAUCCGAAACCGAGCUAUUGCAGCACAUACGAAAAUACAAGGUCGCCUAUCUGCAAAAAUAUUUUUUAUAAAAAAAAAACGCUAAUCAACUUUACGAAAACACAUUUAAUCACUGAAAAAUAAUCCGGAGAUUUGAACGCCUUAGUCAUUCGCCUCCACGUGCCCGGCUACACGAGUUGGUGCCACAGUAGGCCAUUGCGGGGAGAGACGAGCCGUAAAAUCGACUAGCAAUCGGCUACGAUCGCCUACCCGAGUAGCAAGGAGGUAAAACAUUUAGUUUGAUUUUGGCUCAUCUAAAAGGUGGUCUAAAAAAGAAUUUUGUUGUUAAAAUAGCUAAGUUUAAAAAAAUAGUCGGUUAGCUAAUUCUUCUAUUAAACUAACUGAAUUUAGAGUCGAUUUUGUUGAAGUGAUUUUAAAAAAAUUGUAUGGAAUGAUCCACUUAGGAAUAAACGCUUUUUAUAGUCGGUCCUAGGACAACACGAAAAGUUGUAAGUAACAUAUUCAUUUUAAUUAUCAUUAUUGAAAAUUGUUAAUUAGUUUUUUAUUGGUAAUAGUACUUUAUUUUUAAAUUUUAAUGUUUUUUAAGGCCGUUUUAUAAGGGUUUCAUUUUUUACUCAAAAAUAAACUUUCACUGCGUGGAUUUAGUUGUGGGCUUUAAUUAAUUGAUUUGAACCAUUUUUCGUCUUAUUUUAUUUAUAUCUCAUUUUUUUUCAUUAACUAUUUACUAUAAUAAAGCCAGAAAUGGAAUAUAGUUUUAAACGAACAACAAUGAUUAGAUGCUUUAAUACUUUCGAUUCAAUUAAAAUACACAAUUUCUGAAAUAUUUUUAAACAAAUUUUAUUGUUGGAUAAUUAUUUUGAAAAGUUUUUAUAAAUAUUUAAUUUCAGUAAAUACCUAUUUGAUAAGCUAUAUAUUUUAUUCUGAAUGGAACUAUUCCCAUUCAAGUCAACGAUAAUAAAAUUGCAUUUAUACAAAUUGAAAAAACAAUUGCAGAAGGAAAAUAUUAAAUACAUAAUAAUUUAUCCAGUGAGCGGAGUUCGUAGCGCGGGGUGUGGAAGCGACGCGACCUAAGCACGACCUACGUCUCUGUUGGUUGUCGAGGUCGGUGAUCGUUGAAAAAAACUUGGUGCGGAACUCCACGUGGAGGCGAAUGACUACGGUCGGUAACUCGUGUACGUUCAAUGGGGGAUUUGCGUAUGUCGACGAGGUCGUUCAAAACAAAUUCCUCGGUACUUCGCCUCGAUGCACCUUUCGCCUCGUGUCGCCAAUGCGACGUUGCCGACUCGGCUUAAAUAUAUGUUGAUAUAGGGAAGUUUGAUUCGAUUUGGUGCAUUUUUAGUAUUGGUGUUCAGUAUGAAUGUUUGGGAAAAGAUUUUGUAUCAGAGGCGGGCCGUUAACGGGGGACGUUACGAAGAAGGUUGGACUAUACCAGAGAUGGUUGGUUACUACAGCGAAGCCACUCUACCUAUAACUCAAAUUCGAACGUCCAACGAAGAACCCCUCUCCGUGAAAAAACUCGUCUGCAGUCCGGAUCUAACGAUCUCCACUGACUUUGUCAAUAAAUCAACUGAUUCUGAAGCCAUCCAGUGUCAAAUUUGCAACAAGAUGUACACUUCAAAAGUAGCGUUUACAAAUCACGCCCGUACGCAUGCCAAAGAAACUGAAGAUCCUUACAGGUGUAACAUUUGUUCCAAAACUUUUGCGGUACCUGCAAGACUGACGCGUCAUUACAGAACACAUACAGGCGAAAAGCCUUUUAGAUGUGAGUUCUGCAACAAACCGUUUAGCGUAAAAGAAAAUCUCUCGGUGCAUCGAAGAAUCCAUACGAAGGAACGUCCAUAUAAAUGCGAAGUUUGUUCUAGAGCCUUCGAACAUUCUGGAAAAUUGCAUCGACAUAUGCGCAUCCAUACUGGAGAACGACCUCACAAGUGCUCCGUGUGCGCCAAAACUUUCAUACAAUCCGGCCAACUUGUCAUCCACAUGCGCACGCACACCGGAGAGAAACCUUACGUUUGUACAGUUUGUCAAAAAGGCUUCACGUGUAGUAAACAAUUGAAAGUACAUUCCAGAACGCAUACAGGCGAAAAACCGUACAGUUGUGAAAUAUGUGGAAAGAGUUUUGGAUACAACCAUGUCCUCAAGUUACAUCAGGUUGCCCAUUACGGUGAAAAGGUCUACAAAUGUACCAUAUGCAACGACACUUUCAAUUCAAAGAAAAAUAUGGAGGCUCACAUCAAAAGCCAUUCAGAAAGUAUACCGCAACAGCCCCCAACUCCACCAGCGUCCUCUACUUCUGAAUCGUCUUGUUCAAGUGGUAGCGACAUGGAAAUACCGAAAGCAGCAUCUCCAUUACCUCUUGUUCAAGAGCCUACCGUUAACUAUGACUCGGAUCUCCACUACAUAGUUUACGCAAGAGACCGAGUGUCACCUAAUGGAUACCCAACGAAUUACAACGUGCCUACAACUGGUGUUGAUCUUCUAGCAGCUGCGGCAACGGUUACUGAAAGAGAAGAAGUCUACCGUAACACUCAAGAUAUGGUUUUCAAUUUGAUAAAAGCCAAUCCGGCGACUUUACGACAUCCGGCUUAUUUCACGUCUCCCACUGUUCAGUAUACGCCUCUCACGGCCGGCGAUGGAUUGAGAAGAAGAGUCGAAGCCGUUUUAGCUGUUGAAGAAAAUCAUUCCGAAGAAGAUCCUAUUAUUACACCGCCCAGUUCAAAUCCCGUAUCUCCGGCAUCUUCUUUAUCACCUCCCGUUUCACCCGUACCGGAACCCGAUCCAGAGCUGAGCUUACCUCCUAGGAAAAGAUCUAAAAUGAUCCUCAAAUCGAUGGAAUCUAGUGCAGAUUUAUCGCCGGUGAGAUAUAAUUCAGUGAUUCAGUAUGCCAGAGCGUCAUAACUUAAUUUCUAAACAGAUCUAUCACAUUUGGAUUUAUUUCCAGAAAGACAGUUUUGGUUUUGAGUAUAAUUAUAUAAUUUUGUUUUUAUUGUAUUACAAUAAAAUCAAAUAUUCACGUUUCCAUACCAUAGAAUAUAACUUGUGACUGAUGUGUUGCUUUUGUUUUAUUCUAAAUUUCUAGAAAAUCAGUGGCUCCAUGUAUUGUUUGGAAAUAGUUAAAAAUGGAUACAAUAUUAUCUAUAUCCGUUAUAAAUUUGAAACAGUUUUAUUUUCAUUCUUCAAAAUAAUAAUAAACAUGAUGGAUUUAGUAGUUCCAUCCUUCAAAGAUUGUAAAUUUAAUUCUAUGCACUCCAGUCUAUUAACUCAAACUCCAGCACUAUAUUAGUUACAAAUACGUACGUAUGAUGUAGAAGAAAAAUGGAGUCGUUGCAAUGAACAAAAUAUUUAUUUCUUAGCUAUUUUAUUAAAAAACAUAUUCCAAAGGGUCAAAAAAUUACGAAAAAUGUUAAAAUUCUAAAAUAGUUUUUUUCGAAUGUGGCGACCUAUAUAUUUUUUCGUUACAAACGCUAUCACUGGAAAAAUAUUCAAUUUUUCGUGGAGUAGUCUCACAAUAAUAUAUUACAUAACGAGUUUGGAAAGUGAUACAUUUCGCACUAGUUACUGUAACGAGUGGAAAUAUACUUUCCAACGAAUCGUGUACACUAUUUUUCCUACGACCACGUGAAAAAUUCUUCAAAAAAUGUAUCUGAAGGUCAAUUAAACAAUAUCACACAUGUGUUGAAAAGUAUAUUAACACAUUUGUUCAAAAGUAUAUAAACACGUGGACUGAAAAGUUAAAAAAAUCCUACAAAAUAUUUUUUAUUUUGUAAUAGUUGAGAUGACAAAAACGAAAAGAAUGAUUAUGAAAUAUUUUAUAACUAAAGAACAGAAAACGAUUAAUAAUUAAUAUUAUAGCCUACUUAAUAUAAUUUUUAAACUUUCAACUUACUUGUUAGUAAAAUCAAGACAGUUAUGAAUGUUUCCCACAAUAUUGAAAAACAAAAAUUUUCAUUCAACUACUUUAUACAUUACCCAGUAAUAGUAAUAACACUUAAUGUUAACGUUUUAAUUAUCUUGCAAACACUAAUAUGUAUGUGAACACAAAUCACAACAAACUUCAAUUUUUAUUGUAAACACUAAUAUAACCUCAAAAAAUCUAUUGUCUACUUCUUCAGGCUUAUAAAUUUGGUCUUUUGCCUUUCGGCACCCAGCCAGAUUGAUAUUGUAAUCGCGUAUUCCCUCUAUCGUUCGAGACCAUUUAUAACAUAAGAAAAAGAAGCAUUUCAAUACAUGUAUGUUUUGUUAUUUUUUAGUGCACGUGUGAAAUAAGCUACUUUCUUACUAAAAAUGAGUGAGCAAUCUAUCAUUUUCAUAAGUGGUCGUAGGAAAAUCAUAUUAUAAACAAACUACAUAUUUUUACUACAAAACCAUGAUUGUUUUUUUGGGAAAUAUUGAAAUUUAUUUAAUAUUGAUUAGUACAUACUAUUUAGCUUUACAUAAUUUUCUUAUGUGAAUAGAGAUAUGGUGACUUUUGUUUUUCUGUGAUAAGACUUAAAUGGACCCUACCUCAUGGCAGUGCCUAGCCUUUAUGCAAUAUUAUAUGUAUAAUUAUUUCUUUUUGGCAGAGAAGUCGUUGUAAUGUCUCAGUCUUGUAUAAUUGUUUAAUGUUUUAUUAACUAUUUGUUCUGUUAUCAUCGAUAAGAUAGCGGAUUUUUUUAUGUUAAUUUUUAUAAUCUAAUAAUGUAAAUGUGUACUGUACUGUAAGUCUUAAGUCUGAACCAGUGAUUUCUCUAAUAGAAAUCUUGGUAAUUUAUAAAUUAUUAUAUUCCCUAUCUGGAGUGUAGUUGUAAACAAUUCACAAUAAAUAAAAAUGUAUUAUUGAA
Diorhabda carinulata is the source of this 4950-nucleotide messenger RNA. It is a transcript of the gene Kr-h1, whose product is annotated as Krueppel homolog 1-like. The record is from RefSeq and is a predicted model, not a curated record. The coding region runs from base 1484 to 3028 and encodes 514 amino acids. Gene Ontology annotation, molecular function: DNA-binding transcription activator activity, RNA polymerase II-specific; RNA polymerase II cis-regulatory region sequence-specific DNA binding. Gene Ontology annotation, cellular component: nucleus. The transcript is spliced from 4 exons. Gene Ontology annotation, biological process: regulation of transcription by RNA polymerase II. Lineage: Eukaryota; Metazoa; Arthropoda; Insecta; Coleoptera; Chrysomelidae.